Spinacia oleracea (spinach) is the source of this 2839-nucleotide messenger RNA. RefSeq names its product tyrosine-protein phosphatase DSP1. The record is from RefSeq and is a predicted model, not a curated record. The transcript is spliced from 5 exons. Gene Ontology annotation, biological process: protein dephosphorylation. Gene Ontology annotation, molecular function: phosphatase activity. Gene Ontology annotation, cellular component: cytoplasm. Bases 385 to 942 code for a protein of 185 amino acids. NCBI's taxonomy places the organism in Eukaryota, Viridiplantae, Streptophyta, Magnoliopsida, Caryophyllales, Amaranthaceae.
UUGUAAAUAAGAACUUGUGAAUAAGAUCUUUUACAGUCCUAUAAAUUUGGUCUAAUAUUGAAGUGAAAACCUAACUCUAAUUUAUUUUAUUUUUUUUAAUUGCUUGCUUUCCACGAUUCCACCUAUAUAUGUGAAGUCUCUGGUCAUCCUGGACUUUUUCUCCUCCUCCUCUUUUAAUAAUCUAACACAAACCCCAGAAAUCCAACCAUAAUAAAAGUAGAGAUCGAUUAUCAAAAAUUCUCCAUGAUUCAUUGAUUCUCUCUCUUUCUCUCUCUUCCUAUCUCUUCCACCUCACAAACUUCUGCGUAACACUGUAAGUAAUUAAUUAAUUCCACGAUAAUUCCUCUUCUCUUCUUGUUCGCUCAAUUUUGGCGCGAAAAAAUCAUGAAAAACGAUGAUGAUGAUGUUUCAUUCUCCUUCAUCUCAACAAUUAGCGGAGCUAAUGGCGGUGAAGAAAUCGUAUAUGUUCCGCCGUUAAAUUUUGCAAUGGUUGAUCACGGUAUCUUCAGGUCUGGAUUUCCAGACACUUCUAAUUUGCAGUUUUUGCAAACCCUAGGACUCCGAUCACUCAUCUGUUUGUGUCCAGAGCCAUAUCCGGAGGCGAUCGCAGAGUUCUUGAAAGAAAAUGGGAUUCAUCUCUUUCAAUUCGGCAUAGAGAUGUGCAAGGAACCUUUUGUGAAUAUUCCUGAAGAAAGGGUACGUGAAGCUCUAAAGGCUGCACUGGAUAAGAAAAAUCAGCCGGUUCUUAUACACUGCAAGCGUGGGAAGCACCGAACAGGGUGUCUUGUAGGAUGCGUAAGGAAGCUGCAGAAAUGGUGCCUGUCCUCAAUCUUUGACGAAUACCAGAGAUUUGCUGGUGUCAAAUCUAGGAUUUCGGAUCAGAGGUUUGUCGAGAUGUUUGACAUUUCAAACUUCAAAAUGCAAUUUUCAUCUUCAAACUAAACAUAACCUCCCAUUCUUAACAAUGGAUAAUGCAUAUAUAUACUAAUCCCUCCGUAUUUUAAAAAAUAGACUGGUACGAUUAAAAUAAGAUGAAGUGGUGGUAAUGAGUAAAUUAUAGUAAAAAAUGAUGUGAGUAAGUGUAGGGACCACAAAAAAAAAUGUUUAUAUAAUUGGAAGUGGCGACCAAAACAUGUCAAAAGGGAAAGUAUAUUUUUUUUUAAAUAUGGCAGUUUAAGGAACGUGUAUCUCUUUUUAAAAUACAGAAAAUUCAAACUUGAGUACCAAUUAAAGUAAAUAAAUUAAUUCUGCAUCCCAUCACAGACUCUUUUUCUCUCUACCUUUCCUCCCAAGCAAAACCCCAAAAAAACUCUCAAAAACCUCAUAAAUCUUUAACAAAACUUUAUUGAACAUGUAUGAUGAUGAAAUAUAAGGGUAAAUACUGGCAAACAUAAAACCAGAUAAAUUUAUGUUGCAAAGCGGCUCCCUUAAAAUCUAUAUUGCACAAUUUAAUUAUACAAACAACCAUGACUACUUAAAUUAGUCACUGUGCCUUUCAGUAUGUGCUAAUUUCUAUAAUAUGUUCAAAGUCAACUAAAUAGAUGGUUAAAAUGAGUCAUUGUAAAGUUGUAUUUCCUCUUAAUUUUCUACUCUUUCCCAAAGACUAAGUUUUGCAGAUUAAAAAAUCCAAAAACAAAAAUAAGAAAAAAGAACCCUCAGCUAAUCAAUAGUGAAAGUUAUCGAUCAUGGGUUUAUCAGAAUUAGCAUGGUAUAAAAUUGCAUCACUGGGAUUUGGGAAUUUAUAAGAUCGAUAAAAAUAACUAAAUUUUGAAAGAUCAAUUCAAUUUUUAAAAAAAAAAACUCAGAUAAAUAUUGGAUAAAGUUCAAUUCCCCGAUCUCCACAAAGGAAAUCUCGUAAUGAGCUGGGAUUAAUAAGCAUUUAUCAUCAUUGCUAAUCUAUUUAUUUUCAAUAUAAAAAAAAAAUUAAUCAAAAUAAAAGGAAAAUGUUCCAGAACAUGAGAAGGAAGAAGGAUGAGUGUAGAUUUUAUUUUCAAAAAUAGGAACGCAUCAGCAUCAGCAACAUAGAAGUGUCCACAAGGAAAAGAUUCAAGUUUUCCAUUCGUGUCAAAUUUCUGCAAUGAAUAAAACACCAUCAUUUGCGCUUUAUCUUUCGUAUUUUCUAAAAUACAGCACAAAUUACAUUAAUAUUCAAAAUAAAACAAAAUAAAUGUAGGCGAGUCAACAAUCGAAUCGUCAAUUGAGAAAAAAAAUGUACAAGAUGACGACUGAAACGAUAGCUCGUCUUUGUUUUUGCCUUCUCUUUCGAUUGAUUGAAGAUAAUUGUGAAUUUAUCUUCCCUCAAUAUAAAUAAAAAGAGGCGUAAAUUAACAAAUCCCUCACACAAAUGUUUGGACGAAGAUUUUAAAGAAUUAAAACAGUACCAGUACUACUACUAAGAAGGGAGAUUAAAAAAAAAACGCAGAUGUUGGCGCUGAGUAUUGGAUACAAGUUCAAAGCUUGAUUUUAUAGGAGGGCGGUUUGUUGGAGAAGCAGUCAUAUUCUAACCCUAGAUUGAAUUCCGUUAUUUACUAAUAUACCCUCGUCAUUUUUUAUUUUCUUUUUAAAUGACUAGUUGAACAACCGCGUGCGUAUGUAUUUUGAAAAAAAUAUACGGAGUAUUACUUAGUAUAUUUCUUUUGAGUUAAAUUUUUUGUUUCUUUUAUGUUCCUUACUAGAGUUGGUUAUAAUUUAUAUUUUUUCAAUAUACGAAGUACUACUUAUAUUUCUUUUAAGUUAAUUUUUUUUUAUCUUUUAAUGUUCCUUGGAGUUGGUUAUGCUUUAUUUUUUAAAAUUUUUGUAAUAAUAAAACUUGUAUUAGUUUUUGUACCUGAUUGAAGUU